CGGUCAGCAAACAUCUCUGCGGAAUCCAUCACGCGACGACGCAAUGACCGGCAUCACUAGCCUUCCCUGCGAGAUAGUGGUUUCCAUUUUCCGGAACUUGGACGAUGUGCGCUGUAUCUCUUCAGUGCUUCUUACUUGUCGCUACUUCUACGCAUGCUACAACGAGAGGCCUAGUAUUGGAGCCGAGAUCCUCCGCCGCCGAAUCCCCUCGGCCUUGUUACCCUACUCUGUCGCCUUGAUUGAAGCGUCGCGUCACCCCUUCCUACCCGCGGUCGGCGCUGUGCUUCAACUUCUCCAUGAUUUAUACGAACACCCCGACCAAAUGGCCAACAAACUACAUUCGCUUCCUAUCUCCGGCUUGCUUGAACUGGGGCACAUCCACGUGAUCAUUGAUACCUUGGUAAACGACUUUGCAACAGAUGCUUGGAAGCUCCUUUGUCAAGAAGCGGAAGAUUUCCCGACAAGCGUUUCUUUAUCAUCCACCGAAUACCUCCGUUUUUGCCGUGCUUUCUAUCGUGCCGAACUAUUCUUUCGGGUUUACCGAGGUGCAAAUCAAACGACUCUUGAAAGAAUCGGGGGCGCCGAGGCCCGAUUGUUCUUCUCGCGGGUUGCUCCGUGGGAAAACGAACAACUUGGCUGCGUGUAUGAUUUCCUCGACAAGAGGUUUUCCCAUGCUGCUCGGGAUGUUCUGGCGCACGAUGUUGAGUUUGGGGAAUAUAACAUAGAUUAUUUGAGUAUUGGCUCUGAGAAUGAGUGGACGCAAUGCUCGAUUUCGCGAGGGCUCAGCUUCGUUCAUCAAGUGAUGAAUGAAAAGUCAUAUGACUCCAAAAUGGCCUUGUUAAAGCCAAUAUUUUUUGGAAAUAUAUAUCUUUUGCUUCACAAUGCAUUGUCUGCGUGUUCUGCUGAGUUCUGUGACAAUCUCGGAAUCUGGGAAGGAACCUUGGAGGAAAUCUCCGACGAGGAAAUGGAGCUUCUGAUUGAGCGUUCUAUUCGGCAGGACACAGACCACGGACCAUUUUCUGCCUGGCACAGCGAGUAUAAGUACAUUUCGCGCAAUUCUUGGGUCAUGGCUGAGUUUAAAGCCGGGCUUCGAGAGCGAGCAUAUGUCCUCUGGGACAAUGACCGCAUGGAUCAUCUCGGAAUGCUUGACUUGUAUGAGUUCGCGCCUGAGGACCCAAGCCACAUGUGUCAUCAUGAAGAGGAGUAUAGCAAGAUGCAGAAGUCCUUUGAGGAAAGAUCCCAGAUAUAUCGGCAAGGGGGUCGGGGGUAUUGGAGUCCUAACGAUACAAGUAGGAUAGAGUGGUUAAGCUCAAACCAGUUAAAUGAGAACGAAUGAAGGGUUUGAGAGAAUUACGGAUGGAGACUCGAGGAUGGGAUUUUGGGUUGAAGGGAUACCUGACAGGAAAAGAAUACAGGCAAAAGAGCAAUACACGAAACAAUAGAUUUGGCAUUAAUACAAGCCUAGC
Ilyonectria robusta is the source of this 1466-nucleotide messenger RNA. RefSeq lists its product as uncharacterized. Gene Ontology annotation, molecular function: protein binding. The record is from RefSeq and is a predicted model, not a curated record. The transcript has 3 exons. The coding region runs from base 44 to 1336 and encodes 430 amino acids. NCBI's taxonomy places the organism in Eukaryota, Fungi, Ascomycota, Sordariomycetes, Hypocreales, Nectriaceae.